Molecule: messenger RNA, 1638 nt
Organism: Westerdykella ornata
Lineage: Eukaryota; Fungi; Ascomycota; Dothideomycetes; Pleosporales; Sporormiaceae
Product: mitochondrial import protein mmp37
Exons: 1
Coding region: 14-1369 (451 amino acids)
Biological process (GO): cardiolipin biosynthetic process; CDP-diacylglycerol biosynthetic process
Cellular component (GO): mitochondrion
Molecular function (GO): phosphatidate cytidylyltransferase activity
Source: RefSeq, a predicted model, not a curated record
AUUUCCAUCCAACAUGGCUCAACGACCUCUGAUACUGCGGUUAGCGGUGCGGAGGCAACCAUUGACUGGUUACGCUCGCCGAUUCGCGUCUAACGAAACCUCGUCCUCUAAGACAUCAUCCACACAGACCACUACUGCCGUUCCCCCCGACUGGGAAGAUGAAGCUCAAACGCUUUCGGAAUUCACGCAACUACCUUACAAGGAUUUCGGGAAGAAUCAGCUGAUAGAAACGAAUGAGGAGUUCAAAAGAGCUCUGAGGAAUAUACUCCGGAAACUACCACCCGUCACCUACGCCUUCGCCUACGGUUCCGGCGUCUUCCCGCAAUCUGACGUAACUACCUCGCGCAUCACGAAUUCACCGCAUCCCAACCCUCCGGAAGCUAUAUUGAAAUGGCAGAAAGGCGGAGGAAAGAUGAUUGAUUUUAUAGUGGCCGCUCGCUACACAGAGCACUUCCACUCGCUGAACCUCGCUCGUCACCGCGAUCACUACUCCUUCCUCGGCUCUCUCGGUUCCGGUAUCGUGAGCCAUGUAAACGAUAAAUAUGGCGCGGGCGUCUAUUUCAAUCCCUAUGUUGAUGUCAACGGGGCCAUGAUCAAGUAUGGCGUCGUCAGUCUGCAGACACUUCACCGAGACCUUACCGACUGGGAUACAUUGUAUCUAGCCGGUCGCCUUCACAAGCCCGUCAAGAUCCUCUUCGAGGAACCUAGCAUUCGCGUCGCAAACCAGCGCAACCUGCUCUCUGCAGUCCGAUGUUCGCUCCUACUCCUUCCGCCCACCUUCACAGAGAAACAACUGUACUGCACAAUCGCAGGCCUAAGCUACCAAGGCGACCCACGCAUGGACUAUGGCAGCGAAAACCCAAGAAAGAUUGAGAACAUCGUCACCCACCAAAUCCGCAACUUCCGCCUCCUCUACCACGACCUCAUCAUGUCCCUCCCCAACGUCUCCUACAUCGACGACAAGGCCAUACAAAACCCGGACUGGAUGGACGACACCAAGCUCGAUCUCCGGCUGCAGCAGGACAUGGAUCCCGAGCGGCGCGGAAACAUUGUCCGUCGCCUACCCAAAUCCUUCCGCGAGAAGCUGUACUUCCUUUACCAGCGGAAAUUCGCCAUUCCCGGUCGCGAGUUUCAGGAAAUGCUGGAUGCCAGUAAGGAUGAGGAAGGCAUCUUGAAGAAGCAGCUCGGCGGCCCCUUCGACCGGCGCAUAGCGGGUGAGACCGAUUUGCCGGAUAUGGUGGCGAGGGCGGUGCAUCAGACGGUCAAGUGGCCGUCCACGGUGCAAAGUAUCAAAAGCUUCUUCACCGCGGGGCCGACUCGCGGGUGGAGGUACCUGCAGGAGAAGAGGGCCAAGGGGAAGGAAAGGUAGAAGCACACUUUCGUUGUUAUCGUUCAUUUGUAUAACAUCCCUAGCGUCGUGCGUCGCCGAGCGCUCUGGAUUUCCUUUGUACGAUUUUGUGGUGCCUGCAUUAGCGAAGAUUUGGGUUGGGUUGAUUGGGUUUGGUUCAGCAUGUAGCCGCCGUUUGUUGAAGAGGAAACGGGUCAGGCUUGUAUCGUACUUUUCUGGAGAAUUGCGAUCGGAAAAGGCGGGGUGUAUGGUAUUAAGAUAGACAAUCAAAGUUUUCAAUCAUACAGGUG